AUGAUGCAAAAGAAUUCAACCUUCGAAGACAAAUGGCCUAGUAUGCGGCCCGUUGUACUGAGCCUACUGAAACAGGAACGCGUCACACCAUCAGAAUGGCAGGAGCUGUUUUUUGCCGUGCAUCUCGUGUGCCUUUGGGACGAUAAGGGUCCACUGAAGAUACACGAGAGUCUACAGCAGGAUAUAGUGGCUUACAUCAAGCAGGCACAAUGCCGCGUUCUGGCACAGCGAGAAGAGCAAGCCCUGCUGAAAGCGUACAUCGUAGAGUGGCGUAAAUUUUUCACGCAAAGCAAUUACCUGCCGUUGCCGUUUGCGAAGCUGGAAAGUUGCCUACAAAGCAAGGGUAGCUCUUCCUCAGUUUCGUCUUCCGGGGCUGGUGCAUCAUCUUCCUCCUCGUCGUCGGCAACGGCGACCGGGGCUGGUACGAGCCAUAAUUCUGCUGCUUGCGCCUCGGCCAGCACAAGUAGCAGCAGUAGCAGUAGCUCCUCAAAGAAACCGAACCACGCCGAAGACUCGAUCGUGCGCAAGCUGAUGCUGGACUCGUGGAAUCAGAGCAUUUUCAUGAACAUCAAGCACCGAUUACAGGAGUCUGCCAUGAAGCUGGUACACGCUGAACGCAAUGGUGAAGCGUUUGAUUCGCAGCUUGUGAUUGGUGUGCGCGAAAGCUAUGUCAAUCUGUGCUCCAACACGGAGGAUAAGCUGGAGAUUUACAGGGAGAAUUUUGAGGCGGCCUAUCUACACGCGACCUCCUCGUUCUACCGACUAAAGGCAAGCGAACAGCUCCAAACGAACGGUGUGAAAAGUUUCAUGGAGUAUGCGGAUGCAAAGCUGCGUGAGGAGGAAGCCCGGGGCGAGCGGUACCUCGAACCGGGCAGCAUAACGGCCCUUGGUCAGUGCUGCGUUACGGUGCUAAUAGGUGACCAUCUGCCCACGCUGCUGGCCGAAUGUGCACCGCUGAUCGAGGCGCGCGAAACGCAACGUUUGCAGCUGAUGUUUCGUCUGCUGGAUCGUGUAGCUGGCGGAGUGGAUCCGAUGCUACGCGAUCUGGAAAAUCACAUCGUACAGGCCGGGCUGGCCGAUAUGGUGGCGGCCGCCGACAUCAUUACGCAGGAUUCGGAAAAAUACGUCGAACGGUUGCUGAAGCUGUUUCGCCGAUUUAGCGAUCUGGUGAAGGAAGCGUUCAAUGACGAUCCUCGGUUCCUGACGGCUCGUGACAAAGCGUUCAAAACGGUCGUGAAUGACAUAACACUGUUUAAGCUAGAGCUGCCCACCUCGAACACGGCAAUGGCCCGUGGGAUAAAGAUAUCGACGCCCGAGUCCAAGUGUCCCGAGCUGCUGGCCAACUACUGUGAUAUGCUGCUGCGGCGAACGCCGUUCAGCAAGCGGCUGACCACCGAAGAGAUUGAAUCUCGUCUCAAGGACGUUCUGCUGGUGCUCAAGUAUGUAAGCAAUAAGGAUGUCUUUAUGCGGUACCAUAAGGCUCACCUAACGCGCAGACUCAUCCUAGAUUCUAGCGCCGAUAGUGAAAAAGAGGAAGAUAUGGUGGAAUGGUUAAGAGAAGUCGGAAUGCCUGCGGACUACGUGAAUAAGUUGGCUCGAAUGUUUCAGGAUAUUAAGGUUAGUGAAGAUUUGAAUACUCAGUUCCGUUCGCAAACGACGCGUCAUGAUGCGAUUAACAUUAAGAUCCUUAAUGCCGGUGCCUGGGCUCGGGGUUCCGAGCGUGUUUCGGUCAGUUUGCCGCUCGAGCUCGAAGACUACAUUCCGGAGGUGGAGGAAUUUUACAAGAAGAAACAUUCGGGCCGCAAGCUCCAAUGGUACCAUCAUAUGAGCAACGGUACGAUCACGUUCGCCAACAACACGGGUCGGUUCGAUCUGGACGUGACCACAUUCCAGAUGGCGGUACUGUUCGCGUGGAACCAGCGCCCGAACGAGAAGGUUUCGUACGAAAACUUGCGCCUCGCGACCGAACUUCCCGAUCCGGAGCUGCGGCGUACACUCUGGUCGUUGGUAGCCUUCCCGAAGCUGAAGCGUCAACUGCUGGUGUACGAGCCGGCCAUAAGCAAUCCAAAGGAUUUCAGCGAAAACACCCUGUUUUGGGUAAAUCAGGAGUUCGCAAUCAUCAAGAACGGCAAACCGCAACGUCGCGGUAAGGUCAAUCUGGUGGGCCGAUUGCAGCUCAGCACGGAACGGUCCCAACAAGAGGACAAUCAGUCGAUAGUGCAGCUGCGAAUAUUGCGCACACAGGAGGCAAUUAUUAAGAUCAUGAAAAUGCGCAAACGUUUGAGCAAUGCUGCGCUACAGGCCGAACUGGUUGAUAUACUUAAAAACAUGUUCCUGCCAUCGAAGAAAAUGAUUAAGGAGCAGCUUGAGUGGCUAAUAGAGCAUAAAUACAUGCGGAGAGACGACGACGAUAUAAAUACCUUCAUUUACAUGGCGUAA
Molecule: messenger RNA, 2439 nt
Organism: Anopheles marshallii
Lineage: Eukaryota; Metazoa; Arthropoda; Insecta; Diptera; Culicidae
Gene: Cul5
Product: cullin-5
Exons: 5
Coding region: 1-2439 (812 amino acids)
Biological process (GO): protein ubiquitination; SCF-dependent proteasomal ubiquitin-dependent protein catabolic process
Cellular component (GO): SCF ubiquitin ligase complex; Cul5-RING ubiquitin ligase complex
Molecular function (GO): ubiquitin protein ligase binding
Source: RefSeq, a predicted model, not a curated record